AUGGUUAAGUUAAUUUUGGUGCGUCACGGUCAGAGUGACUGGAAUGAAAAGAACCUCUUCACCGGAUGGGUCGAUGUCAGAUUGUCUCCAACUGGAGAGAAGGAGGCAGCCAGAGCCGGUGAAUUGUUGAAGGAGAAGAACAUUCACCCUGACAUUCUGUACACAUCCAAGCUGAGCAGAGCCAUCCAAACCGCCAACAUCGCUUUGGACAAGGCCGACAGAUUGUCCAUUCCCGUCGUGAGAUCCUGGAGAUUGAACGAGAGACACUACGGUGCUCUUCAAGGAAAGGACAAGGCUGAGACCUUGGAGAAGUACGGAGCUGAGAAGUUCCAGACCUGGAGACGUUCUUUUGACAUUCCUCCACCUGAGAUUGAGGAUGAUUCUGAGUUCUCCCAAGCCAACGAUGAGAGAUACAACGACGUUGAUCCAAACGUUUUGCCAAAGACUGAGUCAUUGGCCCUUGUCAUUGACAGAUUGUUGCCAUACUGGCAAGAUACCAUUGCCAAGUCUCUUCUGGAGGGUAAGGACGUCAUGAUCGCUGCCCACGGUAACUCCCUUAGAGCUUUGGUUAAGCAUUUGGACAAGAUUUCUGAUGCUGAUAUUGCUGGUUUGAACAUCCCAACCGGUAUUCCAUUGGUCUACGAGUUGGACGAGCGUUUGAACAAGACCAAGGAAGCUUACUACUUGGAUCCAAAGGCUGCUGAGGAGGGAGCCAAGAAGGUUGCUGCUCAAGGCCAAAAGAAAUAG
This is a messenger RNA of Komagataella phaffii GS115, 747 nucleotides long. RefSeq names its product Tetrameric phosphoglycerate mutase. The record is from RefSeq and is a predicted model, not a curated record. Gene Ontology annotation, molecular function: intramolecular phosphotransferase activity. Gene Ontology annotation, biological process: glycolytic process. The transcript has a single exon. Bases 1 to 747 code for a protein of 248 amino acids. Lineage: Eukaryota; Fungi; Ascomycota; Pichiomycetes; Pichiales; Pichiaceae.